GUUAGUGAGUAUGAAGGGAGACUACUCUCAGACCUAACAAGGGAAGCUAUUCUGGCUGUAAUCUUCACGCUGCAACUUUUAAUCCUGUAAAACAAUGGAUUACUUAACAGAAAUGAAAGCUGAAAUAGAAAAGAGGAAACGGCAGCUUGAAGAUAAUGAUGUCAUGGUACCAGGCAAGAAAUAUUUCAAGCGAGGGGUCCUGUCAGCAAAAGAAAGAGAAGAAUACAUAAGAAAGCAUUACCAAGUUGAGUCUCCAAAUAAACCACAGGAAUCUCAAACAAUGGGGAAAGACCAACCAGAAAAAUCCAAACCACUUGAAGAGGAAAAAGUAUCACAGCUUCCAAGGAAGGAGGUGAUUCGAAAACUACGUGACAGAGGAGAGCCUAUCACACUGUUUGGAGAAACACACUAUGAAUCUUAUCUGCGUCUCAAACGUUUGGAAAGCUUAGUACCAGACUUCAAGAAUAUGGGGGUAGGUGACAAUGACUUCAAAGCUGCCAUGGAUGCAGUUGAUCAACAAUAUCUCAAUGACAUUAUAUCAUCUUCUGACAGACCGUCUGAAGCAACUAGUACUGAUGUGUCUGUGAAAGAUGAUGGUACCAGGGAGAAAGACAUUCAGACAAUGCGUGCAGAAAUUGGAACAGGAGAUGGGAACAAAGAUCAGGACAUCAUUCUCAGGUUCUUUAAGUUUUUAAUGAAAGAGUGGGGAGAAAGAUUGAAUUCUCGACCUUUGGAAGAGAAACGAACAACAAGAGGCAAGAUGGCAAGCGCAACACAUUCACAGACAGUGUCAUACCUAAAGCCUCUAUUUCGUCAGCUCAAACAGAAAAAAGUGGAGGAAGGUUUGCUUGAGAGUUUUGUGAUAAUUGUGCAAAAUAUGAUGGACAGGGACUACAUCAAGGCUAAUGAUGCAUAUUUGGAAAUGGCUAUCGGCAAUGCCCCAUGGCCCAUUGGUGUAACUAUGGUUGGCAUUCAUGCACGUACUGGCCGAGAAAAGAUCUCUUCACGAUAUGUUGCACACGUGUUGAAUGAUGAAACUCAGCGCAAAUAUAUCCAGGCUAUCAAGAGACUUAUCACCCAAUGCCAGAAGAUCUUCCCCACAGAUCCUUCACGAAGUUUUAACUAUCAGUGCCCAGUGUAAUUCUUAGGGUGUUGUGGAACAGACUGGAAGAAGAAAGUGACUUAUUUUUAUGUGUCCUGGCACCAGAAGACCAGAUGUUUUCAUCAGCAACUUACCAGAAUUCAGCAGAGAUUCGAAUCUUAUCCAUUUGUAAAAAAUUAUUAUAAAAUUAUAGUUGUAAAAUGUAAAAAGAGAAUGGUGAUUGCAUUUAAAGUCUGUUAUGCUUUAGUUUAUGCAUGUGUGUCCAGUGAAAUAUGUAAAAGGUAAAGAAGAAGUGUGUUUGCAGAUUUCCCUCUGUGUGUAUGUGUAGAUGUAUGUGUUUGCCUUUGUGAGAGUGAUUGUGCGAACACAAAUACUUUUUUAAUACAAGAAUAGCUAGUCUAUGAAUCUGUACAUGAAUGUAUUUUGUGCAUGCAAAGCAUAAGCAGUCUGGACUAAGAAAAAUAAAGUAAAAAAAUAUUGCAAGAUUUCUUUUUUGAGAGUAACUGUAAGAAAUAGCAUUUGAUAAAUUACAGGAAUGAUUCUUUCUUCUGCAGGAUCUCAUUGAA
This is a messenger RNA of Pomacea canaliculata, 1668 nucleotides long. Its product is annotated as pre-mRNA-splicing factor 18-like. Bases 95 to 1141 code for a protein of 348 amino acids. The transcript is spliced from 10 exons. The record is from RefSeq and is a predicted model, not a curated record. Lineage: Eukaryota; Metazoa; Mollusca; Gastropoda; Architaenioglossa; Ampullariidae. Gene Ontology annotation, cellular component: U2-type post-spliceosomal complex; U5 snRNP; U4/U6 x U5 tri-snRNP complex. Gene Ontology annotation, biological process: generation of catalytic spliceosome for second transesterification step; RNA splicing.